Zychaea mexicana is the source of this 686-nucleotide messenger RNA. RefSeq lists its product as uncharacterized. The transcript has 3 exons. NCBI's taxonomy places the organism in Eukaryota, Fungi, Mucoromycota, Mucoromycetes, Mucorales, Lichtheimiaceae. The record is from RefSeq and is a predicted model, not a curated record. Bases 63 to 533 code for a protein of 156 amino acids.
AUUGAUGCAAACUGGCUACUGAUAUUUCACUCCUCGCACAACAACUUUGUCAAAUCCAAAAAAUGAAUUCAGAACAAUUAGCAAUGGCCAUUCUGCAAGAAAAGAAACAAAGCCAACAACAAAGGGAAAAAGGAAAAUUGCAACAGAUCAAAAAGAUAACGGAUCGAAAAAAAAAAAAAACCACAAAGAAGCAAGUGAAAAGAAUGGAGCUAAAGCUGAAAGCUCAAAGACUGCAAGUCAUGUCUGAAAUAAGAAAAGAAUUAAGAAUGAAAUUGAAGACAAAUUCCGAGUGUGAGCAGUACAUUAAUGAGGUGGCCUUGGAGAUCUGGGCUGACACGCCGAGCAAAAGCUUUCAACGAGGCUCGUACUUAGUACAUUGGAAGACUGGUGCGCUUCCGAAUUACUCCAGGCACUAUUGUUGCACAAACACGCACGGUACCAUCUUCCAUCUAUUAGUAUGUGUGGAUUUUUUUUUGGCAAAGCUACACUAUGUUGCAUUUCGUGUGUGUGUGUGUGCGUGUUACUCAUUUUGAAGCAUGGUUUUUUCCUACCUUGUAUAGGCCGUCAUCGAUGCUCUCAGAGCGUGCCCUGUGGAUAAGGCUCUUGUGCUUGUUAUCGAGAACAAAGCACUCAUUAGAUGUACGCAAAAAAGAAGGAGGAGGUGGAGGCUUCACUGUUUUUUUUUC